GUUGGGGGGGCAAGUGCACGAGGCCCGCUGCGCACCCAGCUCUGCUCCCCGCCGUGCUGGCCGCCCGCCCCGGCCUCCGCCUGGGGAUGAAGUGGGAGGCGCUAGAAGCCACUUAGCUCCAGCCUGGCGCCCGCCCGAUGCGGCGCUCGCUCGCUGCCCCCGCCACCGAAGCGCCCGCGAGGCACAAUGCAGCACUGAGGCAGCGGCGGCUGCGGCAGCGGCGCGGGCCGGGAAGGGGCGGCGGGGAACCGGAGCCCGCGGCCGGGGCACGAGCAGCUGAGCGCCGCCACCAUGCAGGCAGCGGCAGCCGCGUCCUUCUGGCUGCUCUGCGCCUUGGGGACCUGCCCCCUGGCAAGCUGCGGUCCGGCAGGAGACGCCUCACUGAGGGAGCUGGAGAGGGCGGACGAAAACCGCUUCCUGGAGCGCCAGAGCACCGUGCCACUGCGUCUCAUCUACCGCUUGGGCGGCGAGGACGAAACUUGGCACGACCGGCUCAACACACGGGUGCGGGGCCACCCUGGCGGCCGGCAGCUGACUCACGUGGACAAGGCAAGCUUCCAGGUGGAUGCCUUUGGAACAUCGUUCAUUCUUGAUGUCCGGCUAAACCAGUA
This is a messenger RNA of Onychomys torridus (southern grasshopper mouse), 611 nucleotides long. Its product is annotated as PH domain leucine-rich repeat-containing protein phosphatase 1-like. The record is from RefSeq and is a predicted model, not a curated record. Lineage: Eukaryota; Metazoa; Chordata; Mammalia; Rodentia; Cricetidae. Bases 138 to 593 code for a protein of 151 amino acids. The transcript is spliced from 3 exons.